AUGUACCUGGUCACUGUAAGUGGAAACCUGCUCAUUGUUCUGGUCAUACUCUCAGACGCACACCUCCACACCCCCAUGUACUUUUUCCUCUCUAACCUCUCCUUGGUGGACAUCUGCUUCACCUCCACCACCAUCCCCAAGAUGCUGGCAAACAUCCAGACACAGAGCAGAGCCAUCAGCUAUGCUGGCUGCCUCACACAGAUGUUCUUCUUCAUAUUGCUUUCUGUGUUGGAUGAUGUUCUCUUGGCUGUGAUGGCCUAUGACCGGUUUGUGGCCAUCUGUCAUCCCCUGCACUACACGGUCAUCAUGAAUCGCUGGCUCUGUGUGCGGCUGGUUCUGAUAUGUUGGCUCUCUGUCGUAUCCUUAUUCUAUUGCACAGGGUUAGGUGUUUACCUUAGUUCUGCUAUUUCUCAAAACCCAAGUUCAAUUGCAGCAGCCUCGGUGAUGUACACUGUGGUCACCCCCAUGCUGAACCCCUUCAUCUACAGUCUCAGGAAUGCAGACAUCAAAAGGGCUCUGACAAGAUCUUUGGGCUGGAAAUCAUGA
Ochotona princeps (American pika) is the source of this 546-nucleotide messenger RNA. RefSeq names its product olfactory receptor 7A17-like. The transcript has 2 exons. NCBI's taxonomy places the organism in Eukaryota, Metazoa, Chordata, Mammalia, Lagomorpha, Ochotonidae. Gene Ontology annotation, molecular function: G protein-coupled receptor activity; olfactory receptor activity. Gene Ontology annotation, cellular component: membrane. Bases 1 to 546 code for a protein of 181 amino acids. Gene Ontology annotation, biological process: G protein-coupled receptor signaling pathway. The record is from RefSeq and is a predicted model, not a curated record.